AUGAGAGUUAAACCUGAAAUGGACGACGACGAAAAGGGAAAAUUAUUUGUUGGAGGUUUGUCAUGGGAGACGACUCAAGAAAAUUUGCAACGAUACUUCAGCCGUUAUGGCGAAGUUAUUGACUGUGUGGUUAUGAAGAACAGCGAGUCCGGUCGCAGUCGUGGCUUUGGAUUCGUCACCUUUAGCGAUCCCGCUAAUGUUGCUCUGGUUCUUCAAAAUGGACCCCAUCAAUUGGACGGACGGACUAUCGAUCCAAAACCAUGUAAUCCACGUACAUUACAAAAACCAAAACGAAGUGGUGGCUUUCCAAAAGUAUUCUUGGGUGGUUUGCCUAGCAACGUGACUGAGACAGAUUUACGACAAUUCUUUUCACGUUUUGGCAAGGUCAUGGAAGUUGUAAUCAUGUACGACCAAGAGAAAAAGAAAUCAAGAGGAUUUGGAUUUCUGAGCUUCGAAGACGAGGAAGGAGUCGACCGUUGCGUAGCUGAGCAUUUCGUCAACUUGAAUGGAAAACAGGUUGAAAUCAAGCGUGCGGAGCCACGUGAUUCAUCAAGCAAGAUGAAUGACGGUCACCAAGGACAAUGGGGCCAUCAGCCUCAGCAAGGUGGCCCGCCAAUGGGUAUGGCCGGUAACAUGGGCCCCAUGGGUGGACCUAAUGGUCAGAUGGGAGGUCCGAUGAUGGGAGGCCACAUGGGUCCACCCGGCAACAUGAUGCAAGGGUACCAAGGAUGGGGCACUAAUCCUCAGACUGGUGGUUACGCUGGAUACAGCACUCAGUACAACGCUCAAGGAUGGGGUGCUCCACCAGGACCUCCUCAGCAGCAGCAGAUUCCUCCACCGCCACCUCAUCAGUGGGGAAGCAGCUACAACGUCCAACCAGCAGCUGCUACUCAGGGUUACGGAAGCUACGGUGGGCCAGCGGCGGCCGCAUCAGGUGGUUAUGGGCCUACAGCCGGUACAGGUGGAGCUGCGGGUGGUGGUCCCGGGGGUUCAUGGAACUCUUGGAACAUGCCCCAAAAUGGGCCGCCUCCAGGUACCCAGCCACCACCCCAGCCCCCUCAGCCCAACUCCUCGCAGCCUAACUCCAACUCAAAUCCCUCUGGCCCGCAGGGUGAUAUGUACUCGAGACAAACAUCUGGGUCAGGCGCACCAGGAUCAAGCAGCAGUUCAUCCAAGAAUCCAGAUUAUAGCGGUUAUAGCGGGUAUACUGGUAGUUUCGCCGACACGAGUUAUCCUCAGCGUUCUUAUCAGGGUGGCGAGAGCAACCAAGGUGGGUAUGCCGCCAGUGCUCCUAAACCCGGUCAACAAGGCUUUGAUUACAAAGAGUGGCCCGCCUCAUGA
Molecule: messenger RNA, 1341 nt
Organism: Cotesia congregata
Lineage: Eukaryota; Metazoa; Arthropoda; Insecta; Hymenoptera; Braconidae
Source: the annotation of a GenBank genome assembly